Messenger RNA from Nematostella vectensis (starlet sea anemone), 3614 nucleotides. Its product is annotated as myotubularin-related protein 2. The transcript has 27 exons. The record is from RefSeq and is a predicted model, not a curated record. The coding region runs from base 174 to 3113 and encodes 979 amino acids. NCBI's taxonomy places the organism in Eukaryota, Metazoa, Cnidaria, Anthozoa, Actiniaria, Edwardsiidae.
UCUGCAGUGCAGGCGGAAGUGAUCGCCUGCCUCUCCAAAUUAUGGCUUAUAACAGUGAUCAGUAGCUAUGACUAGAGCUCCCCUUACUCCAAAGCAGUUGUUAGACAUAUUUGGAAAGGCACCGGCUUCAAGUUUGUCUUCUAUCUUGGCUGUAUUUUAAUGCUGUGCUCAGAAUGAUAACUGCAUGCAUGAUUUCAAGAAAUCGUCAAUACAAAGGGAGUUUUGAUAAAAGAAAACUUAAGCCUUUCCAGGGUCCCCUCCCUUCACGCUUGUACUCUCAUCCCCCCCUGUAUCCAGGGGAGCAGAUCAUUCUUCAGCAAGACCAUGUCACCUGCAUCGACUCAUUCGACAGCUAUGCACAGGGUGUGCUUCACUUGACGACAUACAGGGUGCUUUUCACUGGUGUAUAUGCCAGGAAUUAUUUAGAUGGUUUGAAAGAAGCCUAUCAGGUAAAUGCUGAAGAUGAUGCAGAAGAGUUAUCAAGACAUGGCUCUCAGCGGCAGUCCUUCUCAGCCACUGGGAAACACAUGUUCGUUAAUGGCAAUAACAACAUUCAUGAUUGGUCUAGACAACAAAGGAUUCUGAGGCAUGUAUCUAAUAAGGCCAGGAACGGCUUGAGAUACACACAGUCGUUGAAAAAGCGCAGCUGCUCCACCCUUGAGGCGGUACCUGGGAGGGUGGACGAGUGCUCAGCAAGGUUACAGAAGUUCAAACCUCUUAUCUUCUCCAACCUUGAGCAAAUAGAGCAUCAGUAUUCUCUUGAGCUCUCUGUCCCAUGCACAUGCAUCUAUGAGAUCAGGAAAUUCUCCAGAAAGAACAUCCCAAAGGGCAACAGUAUCUUUAUGGCCGAUGGUGUUGAGCUACUUUGUAGUAACAUACAGUCACACAGGUUUUGCCUUGGUCUUCAAGAUUCCUACGACGCUGACAGUCUUAUCAAGCUUCUCAUGUAUCACACAAAACCUUUAUUCCCCAGACUUUUUGCAUUUGCCUACAAGACUGCCAUCUUGAUGCCACCGUCCUGUAACAUACUGGACACAACUUCUGCACCAAACUUCUACAAGUUCAAUGAUGAGUUCCAAAGACUUGGGUUGUUAUCAUUGUCAAAGUGGAGAAUACCAAGUCAUCAGUGUAUGCCGUACCCCACACAGACUCUGGUCCCCUCUACCAUCAGUGAUGCAGAACUCAACACUGUUGCCGUUUUCCACAAGAGUAGCUGCUUUCCCACUGUUUGCUGGCAACACCCAGAGAAUGGUGUAGCACUGCUCAGAUCCUCUGCAGUUGUCAACAGAAGGGGCUUACUGGAAGGUCGAUGCGAACACGAUGAGACAAUGCUAACCAGUAUAUGUGACUGUAACGAAAACAGCAACAAGGCCAAGCUUGUGGUGUUUACCGAACAGCCCAAGCCCACAGCCUCGGGACUACAGAUCACAGGGCAGCUAACUCCAGAACAAGGAGAAACAUUCUAUUACCCAAACUGCAAGUUUGUGUACGCGGAUUCUCCUCCUGAUUUUAAAGCUGUUCGUCAGAGCGCCUGUAAGCUACAAGCAUUUCUGGCCUCGAAAGGAGAUGACAGCAAGUACCUGUCCCAGCUUGAAGAGACUGAGUGGCUUACUCAGCUUAGCGAGCUACUUCAGACCGCUACCCAAGCCGCAGUUGCCAUGGACUGUGACAAGUCAUCCGUUCUGUUUAGUUACGAGGAUGGUUGCGACAGAACAGCACAGGUUUCAAGCCUGGUACAAGUCAUGCUCGACCCCUAUUACCGUACACUCGAUGGUUUCCAGGUGCUGAUACAAAAAGAAUGGUUGUCGUUCGGCCACAAGUUUGCCGACCGUAUCUUGCCGCCUGAGACUAAUCCCGAGAGUACCGAGGAGCACGGCCCCGUCUUCCUGCAGUGGCUGGACUGUGUGUGGCAGCUCACUCAGCAGUACCCCUUCUCAUUCCAGUUCAAUGAAUACUUGCUCAAGACUAUAGCAGAAAGUGCGUACUCGAGUCGCUUUGGUACAUUUCUUGCAAACUCCUCAAGGGAUCGUGAAGAGGAAGAGAUCGAUGAGCGCACCGCCUCGUUGUGGACGUGGUUGAACGUGGUGACCAUGGAUGACCCUGACUGUUUUAUUAACCCGCGCUACCAGAAGAACGCUUCACUAAAGUUGUUUCCUCGAUACCACAUCGCGUGCCUGAAAUUGUGGACUUCCUGUUACAGCUCACAGUUUAAGCAGGAGAAUCUACGGGAGGCCCACAAGGCCGGCCGAGUGCAGGAGGCAAAGUUGGAAGAGCAGUGCAAGGACCUCCUGGCGAAGCAUGCCAAGCUGCUCCUGCGACUUGCAGAGAAAGACUCCCUUGACACAUCCUCCAGGCCCGCCUUCUGCACGGCCAGCCUCCAGCACCAGCCUGCCAACCAUCUCGUGUUGAACUUCACCUUGGGUAGCGGAGACGAUGACAGAGAGGAGGGCUCAUCGCCGGACGGCUCCCUGGCGUCUGUUUCGUCCGGAUAUGACAGUUUAACGAGGUAUCAGCGCCCCCUGCGCCGCAUGACUCGCAGUAGAUCUCUGGAUGACAUGCUUGACGCGCAUGCGUGCUCUCGGAGUAACAGAACCACGAAAAGGCAGAGCUUGAAGAGGAAGGUCGGUGGUAGCAAGUUCUACACGGACAAGUUCUUAAGCGAUCUGCAGAAAGAACCAAGAAGUCGCGUAACGGACCUACCGAUAUCUGAGAAGUACAGCAGCUUACAAGACUAUCUCAACAGCACUGGUGUGGACUUUGACUCCGAGUCAACAGUGACCGUGGGGGCCACUUACUGUUGCGGAUACAUGGUCAAACAAGGACAGGUCCGUAAAAACUGGAAGAAGCGAUGGUUUGUGCUGGAUUUUACCAAGAAAUACCUGGCAUACUUUGAAACGGAAAAGACGCAGCACCCGAAAGGCGCCAUCAGUUACCAGUCCAUCUUGGAGGUCUAUGAACACAGGAAGACCGGACGAAGAAAAAAGUGCUUAUUCUGUCUGGAUACCCCUAACCGUACAUAUACAAUAGAGUCGCCGAACGAGAGGAGCAUGCAGAUCUGGAUGGCGUGCCUGACGGUGCCGCUCAGCGCGAUUGAAGUCAGACCAGACAGGUGAAAUCAACCCAGCCCUACGAAGAAGUCAGACCAGACAGGUGAAAUCAACCCAGCCCUACGAAGAAGUCAGACCAGACAGGUGAAAUCAACCCAGCCCUACGAAGAAGUCAGACCAGACAGGUGAAAUCAACCUAGCCCUACGAAGUGUUCCUAUCGCGACAGAAUACAGUGUUCUCAUCCACAGGAAGCCCAGCCGUACAAGUUAAGUCGCAAGAAGCCAAGUCGUACAAUAUGUUCCUGUCCACAGGAAUCCCAGGAUACGAAAUGUUCCUAUUCACAGGAAUCCCAGGAUACGAAAUGUUCCUAUCCACAAGAAUCCCAGGAUACGAAAUGUUCCUAUCCACAGGAAUCCCAGGAUACGGAAUGUUCUUAUCCACAGGAAUCCCAGGAUACGAAACGUUCUUAUCCACUGGAAGCCCAGGAUGCGAAGUAUAUUUCGAUGUGGAAAUGUAGGUUGGAUUUAUUCAACUAAAACGCUAAAGAAACGAUUUUCGACACAUCA